Messenger RNA from Geodia barretti, 648 nucleotides. The record is from the annotation of a GenBank genome assembly. Lineage: Eukaryota; Metazoa; Porifera; Demospongiae; Tetractinellida; Geodiidae.
AUGGAGGAGGUCGAAGGCAAGGGCUCGGUCCAAAGAAGGCGUCGUCGAGUCAAACCGACGGAAGAAGCGGAGAGUAGAGAGACGCCAGAUGAUCCCAAAGAUCGGGGUGAAGGGCAGCAACCACCGGUUAGCGAAAGAGAUGAUUAUGAAAGAGGCGAGGAACCGAGGGAUGAUGCAAGGAACCACGACGGAUCUUCAGGGCAGACAGAUAUGAUGCUCCCCGCGGGUACAACAGAGGACGAGGAAGAGACUGGAGAUAGCGAGGAACGGGAGGAAACGGAAGAAGAGGAAGAAGACGAUGACAGUUCCAGCGUCCAUAGCGACAGUUCCCUGAUGGCGGCCUCCCUGAGGAAGAUCAGCGAGAAGGUGGGAGAGCUGGAGGCACACAUCAUGCAGAAGGUGGAGAAGACAAGAGCCAACAUUGAGAGAGUUUUCUCACUACGCCUGGACAGCUCUCCCCGUUUGAUAAGCUCCCCGAAUGGCUACAACGACAACGAGUACCUGACGCAGAGCAUCGCCCCACCGAUGCACUCGUUUCUACGGCUGCUUCACAAGGAGCAUGUUCACGCAUCGCACACGCGAGACAUGGAACAUCUGGACAGUCGCACUAUGCUUCCUGGGGUUUUGGCGCUUCUUUGUUGCAUCUGA